Messenger RNA from Onthophagus taurus, 1578 nucleotides. It is a transcript of the gene Y-1, whose product is annotated as yellow-1. The record is from RefSeq and is a predicted model, not a curated record. Gene Ontology annotation, cellular component: extracellular region. NCBI's taxonomy places the organism in Eukaryota, Metazoa, Arthropoda, Insecta, Coleoptera, Scarabaeidae.
CUUCCACGGUCCAGUUUAAACUUUAACUCUCCAAUAACAACACAAUUAUUAUUAAAACUUUAAAAAAAUGUUACUUUUAAAAAUUAAUUUCUUGUUGUGCAAUUUUUAUGUGUUAAUUCAAAGUGGAUUCGGUCAACUUCCCCCGGAACGUUUUCGAGUAAUCAAAGAAUGGAAAUACAUUAAUUUCACAUGGCCCGAUUUUAACACGUUGAGAUCCGCGUUAACCCGAGGCGAAUACAUCCCUCAAAACGUUUUAAUGGCCGGAAUAAAUUAUUACGAAGAUUAUUAUUAUUUAGCGCUACCAAGGAUGAAAUUUGGAGUCCCGAUUACUUUGGGACGAAUCCCGAUUAAUUCAACAUCAAAACCUUUAAUCGAACCAUUCCCAAGUUGGGAAAUGAACAAAUUAAACGAUUGCAACUCAUUGCAAAACGUCCAAAACGUCGCUGUUGACCAAAUGAAACGAAUGUGGAUCAUCGAUGGUGGAAAAACGAACACGUUGAAUAAAAACCCCACGACUAUUUGUGAUCCUAAAUUGGUUAUUUUUAACAUGGAGAUGAACGCGGUUGAAUCGGUCCAUGUUUUUCCACCGGAAGUGGCUAAUAAGAACGUUAGUUUUUUGUAUGAUAUCGUUAUCGAUGAUGAUUUUGCUUAUAUCACCGAUAAUAGCCGAAUCGAACCCGGUUUAAUCGUUUAUUCGCGGCUACAAGAUAAAUCUUGGAAAAUCCAAGAUGAAACGAUGAAAGCUGAUGAAUCAGCGAUUGAAUUUACCGUUGAUGAGAUUCGAAUUUCAACCCCAAUUAGUAUAGCGGGGUUAGCUUUGAGCCCAAAAAUUAAUAACACCCCGAAUCGCCUCUUAUUUUUUUGCCCAAUGUCGAGCACAAAUUUAUACUCGAUUAAAACAAACUUUUUAAAAGAUCAAUCAUUUAUGGCCGGAAAAAAAUUCACCGGCGAAAUAAUCAAAGUUGGUAAUAAAGGGGGCCAAACCGACGGGAUGAAAAUGGACAACAAAGGAAUUUUGUAUUUCGGAUUACUCCCAUCGUCGUCGAUAAUCCGAUGGAAUUCAUCACAACCCUUCGUUUCAUCCCAAAAAGUUAUAGCGCGUGAUCAAAAAUUCAUUCAGUGGCCAAAUUCUUUCGCUUUUGACGAUUUAGGGAACAUCGUUGUGUUAACAAAUAGCUUACAAAAAUACAUCCAAGGAAAAAUGGAUAUUGAAGAACCCAAUUUUCGCAUUUUAAAAGCUUACACCAACGGAAAAAGUUACGUUUAUCCCGACGAAAGCUUCUCUUACAUAAUCCAAGAUAGUGUAACAUCCAAAAACGAUCAACCAAACGUUAUUUUGACGACUAAUAACGAUAAUAACGAUGUUAAGAUGAAUGAAAUCGAGAACGAAGACGUAACCAUAAAGAAAAUGACGUCAACAUCGACAAAUUUACAAGUAACAACAUUCGGAUUUUGCGUUAUUUUCAGUUUGACCUUCGGCUUUAUUGCGCUAAUGUAACAGAGACUAUUUUUUUCUUUAUUUUUUAGUUUAUAUUUUAUGUAAGAGAGUGUUGUUAAGUUUGAUAAUAAAAUUUGUAA